Messenger RNA from Mycena citricolor, 1245 nucleotides. The record is from the annotation of a GenBank genome assembly. NCBI's taxonomy places the organism in Eukaryota, Fungi, Basidiomycota, Agaricomycetes, Agaricales, Mycenaceae.
CGCCACUUCGAGCUGUCGAACCCUUUUGUUCUUGAGCGACGGCGCAACUCAACAUGGAAAUGUUUCUUCCAAAUUGGGUGGGUCUCAAUGUGCCUACGGCCUAUCCUGAUGGGUACCGUAUAAGGAAUGCUCACGAACGUGAAUAACAGCUCACCAUUCAGCGUUUUUUUCUCUUUCCGUCUUCUGUGUUUGUCUUUUUUCAAUCAAACGGUUUGAAUACCGAACCAGGAAAAUCGACGAUCCUGCGUCUCUCAGUGCUCAUCCUCCUGUCUCGAAACUCGCUCCCCAUCUUCUGUUCCUCCUCGCCAAUCACGCUCCUUCGGUGAACUUCCCGCUCUCCAUAUUCUUGCAUGGCGUCAUAUUCCUCAGGUUUCCGAUGCUCGCCUCGUCCCAUUACUGGCACGCGCUUAACCGAUUGGCGCGGUGUGCGCUCGCUGCUUGACGACAAUCUAUCAGAGCAUGGUCACCCCACUGCGACUGUCCAUCGAGGCCCAGAUCACCAGUGCUAUUGCCAAGACAUCUAGAGAAACAUGUUGGGGGCUUCUACGCCGUUCUUUGCUCAGCUGUCUGUUGUGAGAAAUGCAGCCAACCACGAUCGGCGGAUAGCUCACGAAUUUUUCGCGUUGACAUGGCGAUUGUGCGCGCUCUCGCCGAAGAAGUCGCUCGCAUUCGAGGCGGAAUGGACUCCUGCGGGCAGAGUGUCCAAUUUGCGUUCGGUACUACCAGGAGACUCGAGGAGAUAACUGUUGCGCCCGCCUGGACUCAUUCGCGACAGUGUUCUGGAACUGUAAACGGCAAGGCUCCUGCUGCAGUUCAUGGUCUGUGUUUGUCCGCAAGCCUCCUCAGAACAGAAUCUCGAUGGCUGUUUCGCUCUCCCACUUUGUCGUCGAGGUGACCAUGUAUCGGCCUUCGAAACGGUGUCCGCACGCCGCAACACUAGCACUACCGUGCCGCCAAAUGGAGCCCGAUUCGCAGAACAACCCGACGGAAGCAGUGGACGAGGCUGGCUCGGGCCAUCAGAUCAAAGAGAGCGCGACAGGAUAUGCGAGUUCGAUGCGGCCGUCACUUUGCCAAUAGCAUUGCGCCCGUAGCUGCGAUCCGAACACUUCGAUUCCCUUGUGUUGUUCGAGACCGCAUCCCGGAUUCCUCUUCCGGGAGGAAUCAUGGCCGACUACAUGCUCAAUUUAAUCAGUUGCAUCCCGGAGAGACCGUCUCGACCGAAGUAAAUGGACUCAUUGAUGUACC